Oncorhynchus kisutch (coho salmon) is the source of this 969-nucleotide messenger RNA. RefSeq names its product fumarylacetoacetate hydrolase domain containing 1 (gene fahd1). Gene Ontology annotation, molecular function: acetylpyruvate hydrolase activity. NCBI's taxonomy places the organism in Eukaryota, Metazoa, Chordata, Actinopteri, Salmoniformes, Salmonidae. The record is from RefSeq and is a predicted model, not a curated record. Gene Ontology annotation, cellular component: mitochondrion.
UGUAGACUUGACAAGAUUUCUUUACAAUGACUUCACGGAAUAUAUCUCGAUUUUGGGAGUGGGGAAAGAAGAUCAUCUGUGUUGGGAGGAACUACGCCGACCAUGCAAAGGAGCUGAAUAACAUCGUCCCAACAGAGCCCGUGUUGUUCCUGAAGACUCCAUCUGCAUAUCUGACAGAGGGCUCACCUAUCCUCAUUCCCAAAUACUCCAACAGUGUACACCAUGAAAUCGAGUUGGGGGUGGUCAUCGGGAAAGGAGGCACCGCUAUCCCCCAAUCCUCCGCGAUGCAACACGUCGCAGGAUACGCCCUGUGUUUGGAUAUGACAGCUCGGGACGUCCAGGAUGACUGCAAGUCUAAAGGUCUUCCGUGGACUCUGGCCAAAGCGUUCAACACAUCUUGUCCGGUCAGUGAAUUCAUCCCCAAAGAGCGUAUACCCGACCCGGGAAACGUGAAGAUCUGGCUCAAUGUGAACGGCCAGAUGCGCCAGAAUGGCUGCACCUCUCAGAUGAUUUUCUCCAUUCCCUUUCUCAUCAGCUACAUCAGUGAGAUCAUCACCCUAGAAGAGGGGGAUCUGAUUCUCACAGGGACUCCCAAGGGUGUAUCUGCUGUGCAGGUGCACGAUGAACUACAUGCUGGCAUAGAUGAUGUUGUCAGCAUGACUUUUAAAGUUGGCAGACUUUGACAGAUCAUUAGCAAACUCUUAAAAUCUGUGUUUUAUGGUACAUUUCUGUAAUUUGCUUUUAAUCAGAGCAGAGAGCUGGAUGAAAUGUAUGGAAUUUCACUGGAGUCAUUAGGCAGGCCUAUUUCAUGCAGAAUGGCCACACUGAUCAAGUACAUUGUUGCAGUUCUGAAACCAGCAGAGGGCAGUGCUUACUCAAAUAUUCUAAUACAGAAUUACAAUGUAGCCUAUUAGACUAAAAAAAUGUAUUGAUUUUACAAUGGGAAAUAUGAUAGAUACAAAACUUGAA